UCGGCCACCAUUACGAGAUGCCGCUGCUGUGGCAGAGCAUCAUCAUGAUCGGCACCAUGCUGGUCAUGCUGAACCUUUGCACCGACGUCCGGAUGGCCGCAGAACUCAACACCAAGAGACGCUCCUUCUUAGCGACAGACAGUAAGGACGAAGAGGUCAGAAUCCCUAAGAGGCUCUUUCUGGACUUUGAGUGGAGCUACUUUUGGUCAUGGAGUCGCUUCGUGGACUACGUUCAGUGCGUGCUGGCCUUCACGCUGGUGGCAGCCUACAUCACCUACCUCCUACUGGACUCCGCGCUGUUUGUGGAGACCUUGGGCUUCCUGGCGGUUUUCACCGAGGCAAUGCUCGGAACGCCGCAGCUCUACUGCAACUAUCAGAACAAAUCCACAGAAGGCAUGAGCAUCAAGAUGGUUCUGAUGUGGACCAGCGGCGACACCUUUAAAACGGGCUACUUCCUGCUCACAGAGGCUCCCGUGCAGUUCUGGACAUGCGGCCUGCUGCAGGUCUUUGUGGACGUCGCCAUCCUCUUCCAGGUUUACUACUACAGCCGUUACCCGCAGAAACCGGUGUCCCACACCGUCUCCCUCACCACCAGUGCCAAAGUUCUUUAGGAGCCGCCACACAUCAUCAGGAAACUCAGAGAGUCUAAAGAUAGAGGAAUACCAAAGGACCUGAUCAAGCAAGCUGCUCAAAUGCGAAGACAAACACACUUAAAUAUGGCUUCUACGCCUCGGAGGUUCUUAAGGGACGCCUGAUUCACUCAAAAUCUAUUGUAUUUUUGAAGCUAUAGACUUCCUCUCGAUGUGCUGAAAUGCAUGCACCCUCUAAUGCACAACCAAUCAGCCUGCGCAUGUGGAGGAACACUCUUCAUACCCAUAUGUAAACUUCACACACGUUCGCACUGAGCUCAGACCAGUUUCUGUCGUCCACAUUGUGAUGAAUGUUGCAUCGAGCCUCUGCCUUAAUUUUCCAAUCACUCAUGACCCGCUGCUACCAGCUACUGAGUAUUUGUAAUGGAUUCACAGUGCAAAAAAAAA
Messenger RNA from Cyprinodon variegatus (sheepshead minnow), 1037 nucleotides. RefSeq names its product PQ loop repeat containing 1 (gene slc66a2). The coding region runs from base 18 to 611 and encodes 197 amino acids. Lineage: Eukaryota; Metazoa; Chordata; Actinopteri; Cyprinodontiformes; Cyprinodontidae. The transcript is spliced from 4 exons. Gene Ontology annotation, cellular component: endosome; trans-Golgi network. Gene Ontology annotation, biological process: retrograde transport, endosome to Golgi; phospholipid translocation. The record is from RefSeq and is a predicted model, not a curated record.